Messenger RNA from Fusarium poae, 918 nucleotides. RefSeq lists its product as uncharacterized. The transcript is spliced from 2 exons. The coding region runs from base 1 to 918 and encodes 305 amino acids. The record is from RefSeq and is a predicted model, not a curated record. Lineage: Eukaryota; Fungi; Ascomycota; Sordariomycetes; Hypocreales; Nectriaceae.
AUGUCGCCAACGUGGUGUUUCUUUUAUGUCACUAUCAUCAUAUAUACAACAACUGCUCUCGGCCGAUUCAUCGAUUAUCCUCUUCCAACCACUAUCCAGGUCUUCCGAGAGUCGAUACCUACCCUGACCACACGGGCCUUCCAUCUCGAAGCACGAUCAGACGAUGGUGCGCCGGAAUACACCAUAACAUACGCAUCUGAUUCAGUCUGUGGCUAUCUCUCUGGCUCGGUACAGAUUCCAAUCACUUGCGAGAACAAGAAUAGAUGUUUAUGGGAACUGGAAUCGUUCAAGUUCAUCGCCUGUGAACUAGAUGGUGAAACAACCGGUAUUGCUCGAACUAAAUGUCUGGCAAGAGAUGAAGCGCUUGAUCCAAAUUUAUGUGAUGAUGUUUGCGUGAGCAACACGUACAAUUUGCAAUGCACAAACGAUACAGCACCAUACUGUCGGACCUAUGCCUACCCUCGAGGAGUUCGCGAUUAUCGAUGUGCAUCGACGCCUGCUACAAGAGUCUCUAGUGUAGACUUUACCUACGAUGGACAAAAGUUUCCAGACCUCGAUGUAUCCACAGUCACGGGUGUUGAUCGUCCUCGUACAUCAGCCUCAGGUUCAAUCGCCUCAACCACAUCUGAAACAGAAUCAGCAUCGACGACCAGUGCAGAGCCAGAGCCGAGUACAAAAGAAAAGGGCCUGUCGGCUGGUGCCAUAGGCGGUAUUGUAGUUGGUAUAAUAUUUGGCAUCAUAUUUGCGGGAACAGGCAUCUGGUACUAUCGAACACAUCCUAGAGGGACCCAGACUAAUGCUGGGCUUUCUGAAUCACUACCCCCUGGAGGCAAAAGGGGUGACACCGUUGUGAAUCAGCGAACCGUACAGGCGGAAGAUGGGAUAGAAGUUGUGGAAGAGAUAUCUACUAGUACAUAA